Molecule: messenger RNA, 1575 nt
Organism: Naumovozyma dairenensis CBS 421
Lineage: Eukaryota; Fungi; Ascomycota; Saccharomycetes; Saccharomycetales; Saccharomycetaceae
Gene: NAB2
Product: mRNA-binding protein NAB2
Exons: 1
Coding region: 1-1575 (524 amino acids)
Biological process (GO): regulation of mRNA stability
Cellular component (GO): nucleus; cytoplasm
Molecular function (GO): poly(A) binding; zinc ion binding
Source: RefSeq, a predicted model, not a curated record
AUGUCUCAAGAACAAUAUUCUGAAAAUUUAAAAGUCAUCGUUGCCGAGAAAUUAAACGGUGUAGAAAAUUUCAACGAGGAUGUUAAGUACGUCGCCGAGUAUAUCGUGCUACUGAUCAUGAAUGGUGGUACUGUUGAAACUGUAGUCCAAGAACUAUCAACGUUAUUCGAUACCAUCUCAUCGGUUGCACUAGUGAACGUGGUUCAAACAGCAUUUUUUGCAUUAGAAGCGCUUCAACAAGGUGAACCGGUUGAAAAUAUCGUUAAUAAGAUCCGUGAAAUGAAUGCAGCUGCUAGCGUAACACCCGUCCCACAACCAGUCGCUCAAGAGCAAACGCAAGAGCAACCGCAACAACAACCAAUGGUUGAUGUUGCUAUGGGUCAAACACCUGCACAAGCUCAGGUGGCACCAACGACAACGUCUGCUUUUGCCGGGAUUGUACCACAAGUAGAAACUUCCUCCUCCAGAAGAGAAGAAUUUACCCCUUCAUAUAGUUCUUCUAAAUUCGAAUCACGUCAUAACCAACGUGGAGGCAUAGGUAAAACAAGAGGAAGAAACGGCCGCGGGGGUACUACUAGUCGUAACAACCGCUAUGAAAAAUUCAAUAAUGGUAGUGGCAAGUCGAAUCCAUUGGCAAGAGCGUUAGGAAUGGCCGAUGAUAGCAUUAAUUUUGUUAACCAAAAGAAAGAAGGACGUUGUAAACUUUUCCCACACUGCCCAUUAGGUAGAUCAUGUCCACAUGCACAUCCUACCAAAGUUUGUAGUGAAUAUCCAAAUUGUCCCAAGGCACCUGGUACUUGUGAAUAUUUACAUCCAGAAGAAGACGUAGAACUGAUGAAGGAGAUCGAUAGAACUCGUGAAGAAUUUAGAAAGAGAAGAGAUGCAUUAAUUGCCUCAAGAACCAAACCAAUCCAAACUGGUAUUGUUCUUUGUAAGUUUGGUUCUGUUUGUUCGAAUCCAUCAUGUCCAUUUGGUCAUCCAACACCUGCUAAUGAAGAUGCGAAGGUUAUUGACUUAGCUUGGUGCCCUGCUAAUCUAGAAUGUAAGGAUACAAACUGUACAAAAGCACAUUCUUCCUUAUCAAAGAUUAAGGACGUUCAACCAAUCGGUCGUAUCAAAUCUGCAGCUAUUGCCACUACUUACAACGGAUCGCCUUCACCAGCCGUGACUGGUCCUCGUCCACCUGUCGAAAAGGUCUUAGAGCAAUGCAAAUACGGUACUCAUUGUACUAACAAACGUUGUAAAUUCAGACACGCACGUUCACAUAUUAUGUGUCGUGACGGAGCUAAUUGUACUAGAAUCGAUUGUCUCUUCGGUCACCCAAUCAAUGAAGAUUGUAAAUUCGGUCUCGAAUGUAAAAACGCUUACUGUUUAUUCAGACAUCCAGAAGGAAGAGUAUUACCUGCUCCAAAGAGUGAGAACGGAUCAACUCCUAGUUGGGCACCAUCUCAAACUGGUCCAACUAAUGAGAGACCAUUUGCCCUACCAGAGGGCUCUCAUAUUGAACCUGCUCCUCGUCAAGAAGCCCAAGUCCCUUUCCCGGCUACUGAGGGACAAGAUACCGAAAUGAAUUAG